CCUUUUUUGCCCCUUUUAUAAAAUUCACCGGUGGGCAAGGGAGGAUAAAGCAAAAUUAAAUGUAAAGCAGAAAAUAAGAGCGGGGACGAGCGUCCCAGGUUAGCGUGAGUUUAUUUCGUUUUUAUUCAACUUUUUUUUUUUUUAAUUCACACUUUAAUUCAUUCCUGCUCUCCGCAGGACCCCCGGGGACGGGUGGGGACGGCGCAGGGCACCGGAGAGCCCCGGCCCGGCCGUGUACCCCCCCCGGGACAGCUCGGCCGUGCCCGGUAAGGACCGGGGAAGCCUUCCCGGUGCUGGGACAAGGAGGAAGAGCGGAACCCCCGAGCCCGGUGCCGGCUCCUGGAGGGCGGCGGGGAGGCUCAGAGGGGACAGGGACCCCCCCCGCCCCGGAGCUUGCCCUUUCGGCAGCCGAUUUCACGCCUCUCCGGUUGUGGGUCACAGGCUGGGCCCUCGCAGGACCCGAGGGAACAUCGCCGGGAGACGCCGGAGCGGAGGCGGGGGUCAGGGCUCUGUAAUUUUCCUCGGCCCGCUCCAGCCUCCCCCCUCCGCGGCUCGGCGCAGGGCAGGGGCUCGCCCGGAGGGUCGGUGGCUCCAGGCUGCACCCCGGGCGGGGAGGUGGAAAUCCCUUUUGGGCCAAAUAAAGCCCAAACACUAACUCACAUUAAAUGUGUCCCACUCCUGUUCCUUCCCCACCUCCGACCCGUGCCUCCCCGCUUCCCGGCUGCGCACGGGCCCCGGGGGGGGGGGGGGGGUCAGAACGGGACCCCGCUGCCCUGGCCCGGAGCAGCCCCCCCGGCGCAUCCAAGCCGGAUGGGAUUUGCACGGCCAGCAGGAAGCAUCCGAGCAGUCAGACCUCGAUCUCCUCUGGAAAGCGCCGUGAGGACAGACGAGCUGCAAACCCCCUGAAAUCCUCCCGGCCGGGAGGCUGCCCCCCUUCCCGGGAACCGCUCCGCCGGGGGCAGGCUGCGGGGGUCGGGGCAGGCUCCGGGGGCAGCCCGCGAGGUCCUUCGUUUUUAAAGCGGGUUUGACCAUCACCAGCCACCGGAGCAUCCCGGAUCAAGCCGCUGUUGCGUUUGUGAAGUCUCUCCGUUUGGUUUUCCCGCCCCUAAAAUAACCGCAUUGCUUCUGCCCUGCUCGCGCUCCCCUGGGAAACGCACCGGGCGCCUCUGUAAUUAACCGUAAUUAAGCUUUUACCCGAGCGCAGGUGAGCGGCGCGUACCGGAGGCAGCAUUAAAACCGCGAUCGCUGCGUCAACGCUCAGGAGCUGGGAAGGGAAGGAAGGCGAAAUCCCAGGCCGCCCUCUUCCACCAGCGAACCCGGCCCGGGCAGGAAGGUUAGAGGCGAGGUAAACGCAAAGCCUCGGGUUUAUCUGACGGGCUCCCAGCCUUCAGCCGGGGGGGAGAAAGCCCACCUCCAGCGCCCGCGGGGCAGGAGCCAGCCUAAUUGUCAGAUUCCAGGCACGGAGCCCAGCGAGGGCAGCAGGGGAAAAGCCACGGAUACGUUUUGCUGUCCCGAAGUCCCCUGCCCCGGCCACCCUGCCCCGGGUCAGCGGCGGAGACGGAAGAGCGGCCACCGAGCCCCCCUCCCGGCGCUGCUCCCGCGGGGGCGCCUACCAAAACCCCCCCGGAGCGCGCUGGUUUUAGCCCGGUUUUUGCGGAAAUCGCCCCGAAACGAAGGGAUGAAGAAGCCGGGCGGCUCUGCGGUGCUUUCGGGCCGGGUGCCGCAGCCGCCCGGAGCGCACGGCAGCGGCCCCGGGAUGCCGCAGCGAGCCCCGGCCCCUCGCCAAGGGCCCUCGUCGCUGUCCUGGGCGUAAAGGUCAAAAUUCUCCCCCCCCCCCCCCCCCCUUUUUUUUUUCCCCCUUGUUCCACGCCCUGGAUGAGGCGCUGGAGGCCGGGGCCGCUCUCCCCGCCGGCAGCUCGGCGGGGAAAAGCGCGCUUCGUUACGGCAAAAAACGAGCAAAAAAAAAUCAGAGCGAGGCGAGGAGGCGAUUUUAGCUGCGGCAGAGCGAAGCGCCUGGACAGCUCCAAAGCCGCAUUUCCCCGCAGAAAGGCGGAGGGGCGAAGCGACCCCUUCCCCAAGCCGGGGCAGCCCCGGGGGAUGCCGAGGUCCCAGCGGCUCCCAUGGGGAACUGGGAGAUUGGCACCAGGUCGCGCAAACGAAACCCUAAUAGGCUAUUUCGGGACUACCGGCUCUUAACAAAUCUAUAGCACCUGAAGUGUUAGCACUCAAUUAGUGACAAGGUUUCAAAACCCGGCGUUUACCGGCGAGGUAUAAACAGAGUCCUGGGAGAUAGCCGGGAAUUAGAGCGGGAGGGGGCCCUGGACGUCUUACCCGGCCGGCAUUAAGAGGAAAACUUUUUAAAAGGCCCCAGCUCGCUCUCUAAACAGUCCGAGGUGUCGAAAGCUCGGGGGGAGGGAGGAUGUGCUCUCCGGGGCUAAUUGCGUGGGUUUUUUGUUUGUUUGUUUUCAGCGAGGAAAGGUCUCUCUCUAUACCCAUACACAUAUAUUUAAACGAAUUUCAUUUAACGAGCGCGGGAAGAAGCAACGAGGGGUGGGGAAAUCAAAGGGGCGCGGGGGCCAGGCUCAGCCCGGAGCAAUCCAAAGCGACCCCAAAGCACCGCAGGAGCGGUGCGGGACAGCUCGGGGGGGGGGGGCCGGGUACCGGUGAUGCCCGGCGCCCCCCGGGGUCCCAGCACCUUCCUGCCGAGGGCCAGGAGGUCCCGUGGGUGCCAGCCCCGGGGACACCGGAGCCGAGGCGCCUGCAGGGUGCGGAGCCCGGUCGGCGGGGCCAUAAAGGGCGGCGCUGCGAGGCGCCCGCAGCCAGCCCCGGCUGUCGGGGCGAGCCUCGGCCCCUCUGCUCCGCCACGAUAAACGGAGCGGGCUCGGAGCAGCGAGCUGGAGAGCACCGGGGAGAGAGGCAGAGGGGGGAGCGGGUGGCGAGCCCCGACCCGGAAAGUCCGUGAGCUGCUGUGUGUCAGGGACUUAUUCAUCAAUCAGCCGGACACAGAGCAGACCUGGCCUCUCUUUGCGGAGUGUUUGCUUUUUCACCAAUUAUUGCGGCCCUGCAGCUCUUUUUGUUGAUACAGUAGUUCUAAAAAGUGCUAAUGUUCAUUUAUCAGGGGGCCGAGCCCGGGACUCCCACUAGUUGUGAUUCUUCCAAAAAUAUAAACACGCAGAGAAGGGCUAAGGCUAAAGCCCCCAUUUGUUUCUAAACUGCAGUAUUAAAAGUGAUGCAUUGUUGAAGAUAAAGCGGAGAUAACGCUGUCUGUCUCCAAUGAAUGUCUCCCCGACGCAUUAAUGACAUUCCAAAUGAUAGCUGCGGCUUAUCGUUCAAUUAAUCACUUCCACCCUCUGCAGCCGGGCCCACAUCGAUCGGGAGCCGCCGGGUGAUUCCAGCCCUCCAGGCCCCGCUUCGGGGCCGUUUGGUGGCCGGCGGCUCUCCGCUCCUCUUCCUCUCCUCCUCUUCCUCCCCGGGGACGCCCCGCUGGGGAUGCGCUGCGGGCCGGGGGCGGCCGGGGCCGGACCCCGCCGGGGCCGGAGCCGCUUCCCCGGGGGCUCAGCAGGCUGGGGAGGGGGCUCCGGGGCAGGCAGGGCUUUUGCACCCCACUCGGCGAGCUCCGCGACCGAGCCGGGACGGGCGUUUUGCCUCCCCAGCACCCCGGGCUGGAGCCGGUUUUUCUCAGCCCCUGAGGCAGGCGGACCCGCAGCCGCCGCUGCGUUUUUUAGGGGAGAUGGAGGCCGCUCCGUUAUGCUGGUAUUUACCGAGCCUAUCCCAAUAAACUUGUAGGGUAAGGGAAAGGAGACGACGGGGUCGGGAAGGCAGCCGGGCUGUGCACCACGGACCCGGCCGGGGCUGAGCGGGGGUGCCGAGGCACACGGGAGGCUCUGCCGAGGCUGCCUCCACCUUCCCAGGGCGCUUCUCUCUCCCCUUUUCCUGCAGCCGAGGAAAAUCCCCCCCGAACUGCCCCGGCCUCCUCGGGGCUCGUUCCCCAGCGAAGCCCGGGGGAAGCGCAGCCGCCAGGAGCGGGACGGCCGCUGGGCCGCCUCCCUCCCUCGAUAAAUGGCAAUAUUUCGGGCCUCCGAAAUACUCAGCACAAAAUCCGGAUCCGAUUCACGACAAAACCGCUCCCGGGACGGCAGCAGGAGGCUGCAGCAAGAGGUUGCAAGCGCUGCUGCAGCCCCGGCCCCAAAGCCCCAGCAUCGCCAGCAAAAAAAAAGUAAUUAAAAAAAUCCUUAACCAAAUUGCCCCAAAACGCAAAACCUCUCCGUGGGGAGAGAAAAAUCAGCAGAAGCGGGGGAAAAACUGCCCAGGGAGGGCUGCUGCGGGCAGGUGCCCUGGUUUUCCCCGCCUCGGAGGACUUUUUUCCCCCGUUGUGCGGGAGGAGGACGCUUUGCGGGCAGGAGCACGGGGACAAAUCCUACAAAUUGCCCCUCGGCGGCCGCCUGAGAGCCGCAGCCUCCCCGGCAGGGCACGGCCGAGGGCUCCCCAACUCACCGCAUCCACGGGGGCUCCUCCGCUCGCUCCCCGGCCUCCGCUCCCCCUGCCCCGCAGGGCUCGGAGCCUCCCGGAGCCGGGCAGCCCGCACCAAAGAAGUCGUUCAAGGGGGAUUUUUUUUUUUUUUUUCCCUCCCACCCCUAAGCCAAGAAAGAGCCGUAACGCCCCCGGGGCUCGCCCCCGGCUGCUGGGGACACGGCGAGGUUUGCUGCUCCCUCGGCCCCUGGCCCCCGUGUUUUCAGACGCUGGCACAAGCAGCGGUUUUUUUUUAAAAAUAAUGUUGGUUUGGAGCCGAAAGCUUUACGAACAACGGCGGAAAAAAACCACCCCUCGUUCCGGCCUCCAGAGCCCGAGGGUCGCUCUCUGUCAGCUGGCUUUUGCAGGCGUGUGAACCCUAAGCACGGAUUUCCCCUUCGCACAACAGUGACCUCCCGCUUUCUGGUUCCUGCGCUCGGAUAUUGCAGAAUGCUAAAAACGAAACCUCUGUUCCUUCGCUUAAAAAAAAAAAAAAAAAUGAAAUCAGCACAUAUUUGGUUGAUGGUUUCCUCCCAGCCUGUUUAUUUAAUCUGACUGUAUGAUAGAUGGCAUCAGAUAGGGGCUUUGUACACAUUAGGCCAUUCUGGAUUUUUUUUUUUCUAAAUGGAUCAACAAACUCGGCAGGGAAAGCUGGAUAAAUACAGUGCCGCCCCUUUAAACGAGCGGGGAUGUUUUGGAGAUGUAUUACUAUAUUAGGUGACAUGCAACUUUGCAUCUCUCAUACCAUCACCGCAAUGUUGGCCAAUAGAAAGCUAAAGUCACCCAAAAAGUGCCUAGUCCCUCCUUCCAAUCCCUUAUGGUCCGCUCCUACCUGCCUGCAGUGCACAAGGCGAGGCUGCUGGCGGGGAUGCUAUGUGCCCCCUCGGCGAGCUCCACCGCCGCUCCUCCUCGGCUGCUCCUCGCCUCCUUUUCCAUGACCCCGGGCUCCGGCCGCUGCCCCGCUCUCCUCUGCCAUGUUUCCUAGCCCUGUGACGACGACCCCUUUCUCGGUCAAGGACAUUUUGAACCUGGAGCAGCAUCAGAGCGGCCUGGUCCCCAUGGAGCUGCCGUCGCCCUCCUGCAUGCUGGCCGCCUUCAAGCAGGAGGCCUUCGGCACCGAGCCCCCCGGCCUGCCCGACCUGCGGGAGGAGCUGCCCGAGCCUCCCCCGGGCAAGGCGGCCUUCCCCAGCCCUUACUACGUUAAGAGCUACGCGGAGAUGGACUCGGCCAAGGACCCCAAGGCGGAUAAGAAAGAGCUGUGCUCCCUGCACAAGAGCCUGGAGCAGGAGAAGAGAGACCUGGACGAUCCCGAGCGCCCCAGACAGAGGAAGAGGAGGAAACCUCGCGUCCUCUUUUCCCAGGCCCAAGUCUACGAACUGGAGAGAAGGUUCAAGCAGCAGAAAUAUCUCUCGGCUCCCGAAAGAGACCAUCUAGCCAACGUCCUAAAGCUCACCUCCACCCAGGUGAAAAUUUGGUUCCAGAAUAGAAGGUAUAAAUGCAAAAGGCAGAGACAGGAUCAGACCCUCGAGAUGGUGGGGAUCCCGCCGCCCCGGCGGAUAGCCGUGCCGGUGCUGGUGCGGGACGGGAAGCCCUGCCUGGGGGAGUCUUCUCCCUACAGCUCGCCCUACAACGUCAGCAUUAACCCCUAUAGCUACAACGCCUACCCCGCGUACCCCAACUACAACAGCCCGGCCUGCAACGCCAACUACAACUGCAACUACCCCUCCGUGCAGCCCAUGCAGCCCUCGGCGGCCGGCAACAACUUCAUGAACUUCAGCGUGGGGGACUUGAAUUCGGUGCAGACACCCAUCCCGCAGGGGAACGCGGGCAUCUCCACGUUGCACGGGAUCCGAGCCUGGUAGGGCGGCCCCACAGGGGAACCCCACACCGGGGGGGGAGCUCGGCCGCGCCUGGGAGCCGCUCUCGGGACACUUGGGGGCUGCGGGGGGACGAGGACGGGUCGCUGGAGCAUCCCGCCGGAGCUCAGGAGCCUGGCACCCAUCUCCGUGGGGAGGCCUCCGGUGUUUGGAGCUGGCACUGGGGGGCUGCUCCCACCCCCGGCCGUGCCGGACCCUUCUGGCUCCCUGCUUCCAGCGGGGUCUUCGUCCCGGUAAUUCCUCCCCUUCCUUCCUACAAAACAGCCGCUCGUUUUGCUUGCCUCCUUCCCACUAACCGAACAACAGCGAGCCAAGCCCUACAACCCGUAAUUAUUAUUUUUUUUUUACUCUUAUACUAAUUAUUAUUGAGAUCCACGUUUAAGUUUUGCACUUCCUGUACGGUCACCGCUGCCCGGCCAGCUCAGCGCCCCCCCGGGCUGCCCCUCACCAGGCAGCUGAUGGGGCUCUCGUCAGCUCACAGCCGAGGACAGACCCCCUGGGGAACAAGGGCCCCCCGAUCCCCCGGUCCCUGUAGGGUUAUGCACUAAAACGUCCGUUAGUACCGAAAUGCACUGUCCUCUCCUCGUCCCGCCGCCUUUCCCUUUGCUGUAGCAGCUGACGGAGAUCAGCAAGUUGUCAUUAAAGAGAGUGGCUUUCAUCGCGCGUCCCCCGCCUUCAUUGCACGGCCAAGGUCCCCCCUAGGGCUCCCCGCCGACCCCUGGGGCUCCCCCCUGCUGCCACCCCUCCCCGUGUAGCCCUCCCUAAAUUCCAGCAAUUUCCGCGUUGGUGAGUGCAAACGGUGCUUGUAUUUUCAAUGUCUUUUAAAAAUAAUUUUCAACCUGCUUUGGAAGCCCCAGCCCGGGCAGGACUGCUGUGCACGAGCCCUGUCCCCCCCCCCCCCCAUCUCCCGGCCGGAUCCCAUCGCUGGGAGGCUCUGGGGGGCCUGAGUUCUUCCUCGCACAGAAAGGCGGUGCAAGGGGGGGGGGGGGGGGGAACAGCCCAAACCCUAAACCACAGGGCUCGGGGGCUGCCGGAGGGGAAGGGCCCCCGCCUGCUCCCUGCCUCUCCCCUGGCUCAGCCCCAGCCCCUCAGCCGCCUUUACAGUAGUCGCUAUCAAAUGUCAAUUAUUGGGAGUGAGAAACAACAAACAUUGUAAUUCGGCGCAGUCAAAACAUCCUCUGAGUGUCUGAGAUUGUCCGGCCCGGUGAUAAGGCGAUUAGGGGAACCUGCAACCUCUCCUGUCCUGGCCCUAUCGGCCCCAUCAGUAAACAGGGAUGGAGACAGGGUGGCUGUGGCCCUGGGACAUGGGAUGAAAGGCUGCUGGUGAAUGGAAGCCUUCUGCAGCCUCCCUCCCUCCUUCCCAAAGGGACCAACCCCACGCCCCCCGAGGCGGGAUGGCACAGCCGAGGAGCUCCCACCUCCUCCUGCUCUCUGCAAGGGGCAGAGGAGUCCUGGGUGCUGCUCACGGAGCCCCUAAUGCCACAUGGGGCACGGCCACCUGCCUGGGGCUGUGCAAAGGGGGCCUUCUGCCCCCUGAGGCCAGCCUGCCUCGGGGACACUUACCCGGCAGGGGGACGCUGGGCUCGUUACAGCAAAGGGGGCCAGGCCGCAGGGUCCAAAGCACCCACACACGGCUGCCCACCCCUGAAUGUGCAGGAGCUGGGGCCAGCCCCAGAGCGGUGCAGCCCGGGAGGAAAGGGCUACUUCUGCACGAAACCUCUCCUGUCCCGGGACCGCUGGCUGCACCUUAACUUUGGCCUUCUUCGCACACAGUCCGUGGGGCGGAGGGACUCUGAGACUUCAGCGGGUGGCUGAGAGAUGGCAGGGUAGCCAGAGAAGAGCCUGCUCAAAGAGCCGAGGUGUCUGCCUUCCCGAGAGCCGCAGGGAGGGAGCACGGGAGGGAGCCAGGUUUAAACUCUGCCAUGCCGUGGGGCACUGGCAGUUCUGUGCCUCAGUUAUCGAUAAGGCACGCACAGCGUUACUGCCUGGCUCAAGGCUGCUGGCAUCGUCUGCAGUCAGAGUCCCCUGCUGCAGAGCUUGGCCAGGAUCAGAGCUGACAGGGAGCCCUCAGGCGAUGAGGACAAGUCCUGAGUUAACAUGAGGGAAAGCAUCGAGACCAGCUACGAUGCGACUCUCUGCUGUUCAGAGGCUGGCCCUUUAUGAAGCGGUCUACAGCACCCCUCUCACUUCCACAUAGUCCAGACAUCUUUUCCCUUCCUCACACGUGGUCAUUUCUUCAAAUUUAUUUUCCCCCAGCCCUAUCUCAGCAGCGCAGCUAUCAGGGAAUCCAGCUGUCCGCUGGGAUCUGGCCUGCCGUUACUCUGAAGGGCAGUUCUGGACACCACUUUCAGGUCCAGCUUCCAGGACUGCCCUGUGCUCGUUCUUGCACGGGAUGGAUGCGCAGCCCCUCACACGCUCCUCUCCUCCCCACGCUUCCCCAUCCCCGCGGGAAUUGCAUCACGAGCAGAUGCACGGCAGGAUAAGACGGGGCCCUGGAACAGCAGCCGGAGCUUUGGAGCCGGCUCUGAACAUGAUGCAGGCAGGGGACAGAGCAGCAGCUGGCCGAAGGCGAGCACAGCACCGCAGCCCUGCUCCAGCAGCCGCAGAGCAAGGCGUGGUUAAAGACCUCUCGUUAGGUGGAUAUGGGGGAAGCUGGAUAGAAUUAAUGCUCAUUAGGAAUUAACCCCCAACGUGCUGAUUUCAGCCACAGGGCACUCACGGUGUUCAUGUGCUCAAGCACCCCAUCGCUGCUAGUUCUGCUCUGUCGGGUCUGGCUCGCCUCCUGCAAGAGCAGCCUCCAGAGCCGGUGUGGCCAACAGGGUUGAGCGGUGGAAAAAGGUUUCCCUGGGAUUUUGAAGGCACCGAGGCUGUCGGCACACACCACGGCACGCCCUCACACAAGUCCAGUCCUCUCAGCUGCUUACAAAAACUGAACGCAUCAAACCUGACAUGUCUCUGCCUGAGCGUGAAGGGCUCCAGGUCUUUGGAGCAAUAUGAAAAAAAAAAAAUAUAUAUAUAUAUGCUUAGAAAGCAUCGUUCCAGAGGAAAGCACAGGGUAUGAAUGUUUCCCUAGGGAGCCUGAAAUCAGAGAUCCUCUCAGUGUUUCGGGGCAUGCUAGGGGGUGAAGGACAGAGGUUUUUAAUAAUCCUUGUACCUGGAUCUGAUCUCAGUGCCCUUUCCUCAGCUUUUUUGAACUGCGCGGUCUGGCACUGGCACUUCCCCCUCCCCCCGUUCUAGGCCAGCUUUAUUUAGAAGAACUCAGUGCCCCCAGCUCCACCCGAAGGUAACGGGAGUGCAGCCCAGCACCACUUCUCUUCAGACAUAUUGUGUACGGUGGGUUUACACAAACUAUCUGGAAUUCAUACAACUUGUAAAGGAACAAAAAUAACAAAUAAACACGUCAGCUGUAAGGGACUGAUACCAAAUCCCUUGUCUCUGGCAGUUUUCUAGAAAUUGAGGUAAUUGUUUUUCCUAAAUAACACCCCUACAAUUCCUAGAGUGCAUCUGUGGCCAGAAUCUUAUUCCUUGAGUUCUGGGAGCUUUCACACAAAGUUACUCCGUGGAGUCACAAAACAAGGUUUGGUCCUGGCAGGAAUCAGCCAAAGUGUGCUGGAGGAGCCCAGCAGGAAAACAACAGAUCAACAGCCCUCUCUCCCCUGCCCCUGCUCCUAAUUCAUCUCACUGACAACAGUUUAGAUCAAUAUCAGCAGUAAGUGAUUUCUUGUUAACGGGGAUUAUUAAGAAGAAUCAACACCUUUAAAAUGCUAUUCCUCAUUGUCUCCAGAGUGAGAAAAGGAGACUGGGAGCUUUCAGACUGGAGGCUGAUCUUUCAUUCCUGGAGGCUGAUCUUUCAUUCCUGGGUGCUUGAUUUACUACAAUAUCAGCUUCGUGCUACGUUUUUAUGCAGAGAGAGAGGGAAAUGGAGACUUCUCCCAACAGGAGACCAAGCACCGGCAAUACAUUUGUGGAAGUUAAUUAAUCGAGGUUUAGCAAAGCGACACAGAAUAAAUUAC
Messenger RNA from Cygnus olor (mute swan), 10399 nucleotides. It is a transcript of the gene NKX2-5, whose product is annotated as NK2 homeobox 5. The transcript is spliced from 2 exons. Gene Ontology annotation, biological process: cell differentiation; regulation of transcription by RNA polymerase II. Gene Ontology annotation, cellular component: nucleus. Gene Ontology annotation, molecular function: DNA-binding transcription factor activity, RNA polymerase II-specific; RNA polymerase II cis-regulatory region sequence-specific DNA binding. The record is from RefSeq and is a predicted model, not a curated record. The coding region runs from base 5484 to 6371 and encodes 295 amino acids. NCBI's taxonomy places the organism in Eukaryota, Metazoa, Chordata, Aves, Anseriformes, Anatidae.